Messenger RNA from Lobosporangium transversale, 1976 nucleotides. Its product is annotated as ACT domain-domain-containing protein. The record is from RefSeq and is a predicted model, not a curated record. The transcript has 5 exons. Gene Ontology annotation, biological process: cellular response to L-arginine; regulation of intracellular signal transduction. Bases 200 to 1663 code for a protein of 487 amino acids. Gene Ontology annotation, cellular component: cytosol. NCBI's taxonomy places the organism in Eukaryota, Fungi, Mortierellomycota, Mortierellomycetes, Mortierellales, Mortierellaceae.
ACCACUCUUACUGUUAAAUCAAGCCUUUUUUUAUACAUUUUUUUUUUCUCUCGAACGCGUCCACGAUUUACUUGUCCUUUAUUCUUUCAUUUUCUUUAAACCGUCAUUGUUCAUUCAGCUUUCGUUUUAACUACCAGUUUAUUACGACACAACUUUACUGUUAUAAUCCACCAGCAUCAAAAGAUCAAAGCGACAAAAGAUGAUUGUCGAUAUACUUCCAUUUCGUCUUAAACUGGCGUCAAUCGAAAAAGCAGAUAUUCCGCGAUGCACACAUCAACUCAUGAAGCUUGUCUUAUUCCCAGCAGGGCCACAACACUUUUUUUCGUACACAGAAACCGACAAAGAAGUCUCGCUCAUCCUGGAUGAGACACAUCUCUCUGGAUUUCCCGAGGACACACUCAGUAUCUGUAAUGUGAUAUGGCGGGCUGUACAGAUCGAGCCUGGCGAGUCGGGCCUCGGCGCCUUGGAAGUGGUCUCUCAAGUCUCAAAGCCCUUGGCAGACAUUAAUGUCUCCAUCAUGCAAAUAUCUACCUAUGACGCAGACUUUACGCUGUUACCUGAAUGCGACCUUCUUCGAGCACUCGAGUGUCUCUCCAACACGUUUACCAUAAGUAAUAAUCCAUUAGAGGAUGUUGGCUUACAACCAUCAGACUUACAGUCUUGGGACGAAAGCUUUCCAACCUGUCCCUCCGAGAUCACAUCGCUUCAAGAUGCACUUUUGGUUGGAGCAGCCAUGACGCGAGGGCGUCAAUCUAGUCUUUCAGUUGGAUUGGAUGGCCGCUGUGAAAAUGGAGCAGAUGAUGCUCAAAGCAGCAGCGGGUGCGAAGACAGUGGUAUUGGAAGUGAGGCAACGAGUGGGCCCAGUAGUGGGUUGGCAAGCGGCCAUGGAAGCCAUGUUCUUGAUACGACCAUUCAGGGACUAGACCCGUCAUUGAUCUCGUCAUUAUCUCUCAAGGACGGAGCAAGGGCUGCAAGAGCUAGGCAACCUUAUCAAGCUAACUAUCCACAUCGACUGCAUAUUACAAGCAUGGAGCAUGGUCUGAUGGAUCAGUUAGCUAUUCGAUUGCUUGAAUCCAUCUUUUUUGAUAAUAGAGAAAGUCGUUUUUUCUCGUUCACUCAGACUGAUUCAACCCUCAGUAUUAUCAUGGAUGAUGCCACCAUGAGUUUGUUCCCAGACCACACCCUCAACACUCAAGCGGGAAAUUGGCGUCCAAUCUCGAUCGGCGAUGGCCCACUUGGGUUUGAUGAAUGUGGAACCGUAUGUCAGUUCACUAGACCAUUGAGUGAUGAUGGUAUUGGGCUCUUCUAUCUGAGCACAUUUAGUUCGGAUUACAUCAUGGUCAACGAUCAAGACUUCGACAAGGCAGUUACAUGUUUGGAGGAGACUGCUAAGGCUCUUGGUGUGUCAUCAUCGUCGUCGCAGGAACAGGGCGAAACAGAAACACAGUAUGCCCAACAGCAUCGCCAUCAGCGUCGCCAUCGUCAUUGCCAACGGGACGCAAAGUCAAUACAAUCCAUUGACACAGCUUCACUCUCAGACUCAUUGUCGGAGAUGGAAGCAGCAGAACUAUCACCUGUAUCAACAACUGCAGACGCUUCAGAAGUCUACAAGGCUGAUACAUGUGGAGACGGAUCAUCACUGGUUGAGGGCGUCUCGACUUGAAUGGAGAAAAAAGCAAACAUUUCUGUCGUUCGAGACAUUUUAUCAUCCAUUGAUGUUACGAGAGAACCCUGAUGUCAUUUAUUUUUUCCAGCACCUGCACAUAAGCUAACAUCAAAUCAGCAUCAGAUUCAUUUCACCUUUCAAAAUCAACACUAGUUACAAUAUGUCCAUGUACAUCUUAUAUUCAGUGAAGAAUCAAAACUGCAGUAACAAAAUACCAAAAUCAAACCGUCCAUCUGUACACUAGAAUGAAAGUAUUUUAUUCAGGGAAUAAAAUCAUGAGGCGUAAAUAAAUAAUAAUAAAAGAAAAUGC